CAGCCUUGGGAAUUUUGAUUUCUUUCUUGAUAUUACUAGCGAUAGUAUGCGGAAGACGGCGAUGAGAAAAUUCUUUUUAUCGUUAUACUUCCUUAUCGCUGCAUGGAGCACCAUUGCUAGUGCCUACAAGCAAGCGAACAAGCCAAUUGUCCUGUGGCAUGGCAUGGGCGAUACAUGUUGCAACCCUGAGUCCAUGGGACGCCUUAAGGAUCUGAUACAGCGAUUACUGCCCGGAACAUUUGUUCAUAGCAUUCAAGUUGGAGAGGGCUCUCAGGAGGACCAUGAAGCGGGGUUCUUUGGCCAAGUGAAUAAGCAGAUCGAUUUAGUAUGCGAACAGUUGGCCAGUAUUCCCGAGCUCGCGGAAGGAUUCAAUGGAGUCGGGUUUUCACAGGGAGGUCUGUUCCUAAGAGGCUAUGUUCAACGCUGCAAUCGACCCGCCGUUCAUCGACUUAUCACGUUUGGGUCCCCGCAUGGAGGUGUUACGGACAUCCCCAACUGCAUGAACCCUAGUGACCUGACUUGCAGGCUGAUGCGGUCGAUGGUACGAUACGGUGCUUAUUCUGGCUACGUGCAACAUCGAGUGAUACAGGCUCAGUAUUUUAAAGAUCCAAGAAAUAUACAAGGUUACCUGGAACGCAACAUCUUCUUACCAAAUAUCAACAACGAGCUGCAAGAUGCCAGAAACACGACAUACAGAGACAACCUGGCUGCCCUAGACGCAUUCGUAAUGGUUCGAUUUGCAGAUGAUGCCAUGGUGAAGCCAGGAGAAACUGCAUGGUUCUGGACAUACGCUGAGGACGGGGUGCUCGUGCCGUUGGUGAAUCAAACCCUGUACAAGGAAGACUGGCUCGGAUUGCGAAAAUUGGGGGGUCGCUUAAAGUUCCUGGUGAGUCCAGGCCAACACAUGCAAAUAUCCGACGAAUUCUUCGAAGCACAGAUUGUGUGGCCUUACCUUGCUGCGGAUAGUCAUGGUAACCAUUACGACACUGACGACAGCAGCAAUAUCAUUAUUAUUAGUAGCAACGAUAGCAGUAUAUGUAUUAGCGGCAGUGGCACUGCUGCUACUAGUAGUGAUAGUGCUGCUAGUGUUGCUGCUACGCCUCCUCGUCUUGUAUACCAGCAAGAACAAAAAUAAAAAUAACAAAAACAGCGUCAUGCCUUUUUCGGUUCUUGGCAUAAGCCCGUCGAUCUCACAGCUUAGCCGCCUUUCCCGUUUAGUUAAACUCCGUCACCUUUUAUAUAUAAAGGGGCCUGUGGAUCCCCCUUCCUCCACACUUUUUCCG
Molecule: messenger RNA, 1283 nt
Organism: Zychaea mexicana
Lineage: Eukaryota; Fungi; Mucoromycota; Mucoromycetes; Mucorales; Lichtheimiaceae
Product: Alpha/Beta hydrolase protein
Exons: 10
Coding region: 47-1135 (362 amino acids)
Cellular component (GO): lysosome
Molecular function (GO): thiolester hydrolase activity; palmitoyl hydrolase activity
Source: RefSeq, a predicted model, not a curated record